ACAGGCGCCUGCGCCGCAGCGGGGCUGCUGCUGGUUGGUUCGCACGUGGAACCUCUCCUGGUCCUGUUGACCCGGGCCCCUCGGAACCUCCAGCUUGGUCCGGUCUGGGACUGGACGCCUGCCAUGGCGGCUUCUGCGGCGGAGACGCGCGUGUUUCUGGAGGUGCGGGGACAGCUGCAGAGCGCGCUUCUGAUCCUGGGAGAACCAAAAGAAGGAGGUAUGCCCAUGAAUAUUUCCAUAAUGCCAUCUUCACUCCAGAUGAAAACCCCUGAAGGCUGCACAGAAAUUCAGCUUCCAGCAGAGGUCAGGCUUGUACCUUCCUCUUGCCGUGGGCUACAGUUUGUUGUUGGAGAUGGACUGCACCUGCGACUGCAGGCACAAGCAAAAUUAGGCACAAAACUGAUUUCAAUGUUUAAUCAAAGCUCGCAAGCCCAAGAAUGUUGCACGUUUUAUUGCCAAUCCUGCGGUGAAGUCAUAAUAAAAGACAGGAAGCUCCUCAGGGUGCUCCCACUGCCGAGUGAGAACUGGGGAGCUCUAGUUGGAGAAUGGUGUUGUCAUCCUGACCCCUUUGCUAAUAAAUCACUUCAUCCGCAAGAGAAUGACUGUUUUAUUGGAGACUCUUUCUUCUUGGUGAAUUUAAGAACCAGUCUGUGGCAGCAAAGACCUGAACUAUCCCCAGUGGAGAUGUGCUGUGUUUCUUCUGACAACCAUUGUAAAUUGGAACCAAAGGCAAAUACCAAAGUAAUUUGUAAGCGUUGCAAGGUAAUGUUGGGAGAGACCGUGUCAUCAGAAACCACCAAGUUUUAUAUGACAGAGAUAAUUAUUCAGUCAUCUGAGAGGAGUUUUCCUAUCAUACCAAGGUCUUGGUUUGUCCAGAGCGUGAUCGCCCAGUGUCUGGUGCAGCUCUCCUCUGCUAGAAGCACUUUUAGAUUCACGAUUCAAGGUCAGGAUGACAAAGUGUAUAUCUUGCUAUGGCUUUUAAAUUCAGACAGUUUGGUGAUUGAAUCUUUGAGAAAUUCCAAAUAUAUCAAAAAAUUCCCCUUGUUGGAAGACACAUUGAAAGCCGAUUCUAGUUCUGCCUGGAGUGCUGUCAAGGUCCUCUACCAGCCAUGCAUCAAAAGCAGGAAUGAAAAACUUGUCAGCUCGUGGGAAAGUGACAUCAGCGUCCACCCGCUAACCCUGCCCUCUGCAACCUGCUUGGAGCUGCUGUUGAUAUUAUCAAAGAGUAAUGCCAAUCUGCCUUCAUCCCUUCGCCAUAUGAAUUCCUUUCAGGUGGUAUCCAGGUUAUGACAUCAUCACCAGAUGCUCAGGCACCCAGGUCAGAACCCUUGGAAUCAAGGUACAGCCCCUCCUCAUAAUCCUCCUCCUCUGUGAGUCUCCUCUGUCCUCUUAUUCUAGUUUGACUGCUUCUGCUCUGCUUCCCACCCUCAUAUUCCUACCUGGCAACAUUGUCACAACUACCAACUUACCAAAGUCCCUUUCUCCCUACGUCCUCCUAGCCCCAAUGCAUCCUGCAGUUGCUGGCUAGAAAAUUUUCCAAAACCAGGACUCUGAUCAUGUCACUCUCCUCCAAACUUCAUAGCUCCCUCAUACAUGCAGAAUUCUCUCCAGACCUCUCAGCCCGGCUUUCAAGGUCCUCCACAACUGAAUCCUGCAAUUGACUGAAUGUUUCUGUCUCCUUAAAAUUCGUGUAUUGAAAUCUGAACCCUCAAUGAGAUGGUAUUAGGAGGUGGGACCUUUUGGAAGGCAAGUAAGUCAUGACAGAAGAGCCCUUAUGAAUGAGAUAAGAGACUUUAUAAAAGAAACUCCAGUGAGCCCUCUUGUCUUCUUUCCCUCACAUAAGGACAUAACAAGAAGUCAGCAAUCUGCAAACCAGGAAAGAGCCUGCACCAGAGCCCAACAACGAUGGCACCCUGCUCUUGGACUUCCAGGCUCCAGAACUGUGAGAAAUAAAUUUCUAUUGUUUGUAAGCCACGGAGUCCAUGGUGCUUUAUUAUAGCAGCCUGAGCUGACUAAGACAGGUCCUAACCUAUCUUUCUGGCCUUUUUGCCCACAAUUCCUCACUGAUGUUAACUUUCGGAGUAUGCUAGCCAGACUCCCCUGAGGCCUCCCUCAUGCUUUCUAUUCUCCUCUUCACACCUUGUUAAUGAAGUGCCCCUGCCUGAAACACCUCUGCCCAAACCCAUCCCACUUCUUAAAACCUUUCCUCAUUUUUUCAGGCCGAAUGAGUUACUCCCCCAGGUCCCCCAUAGCAUUUGCUUAUACCUCACAUUCCCUGCAUUAUGUCACAGCCUUUUGGGUUGAAGACUUUCUCCCCAGUUACACUAUAAGACUUUUAUGAUGAAUGACCCGGUCUUAUUCAUUAGUGUGAUGUCACUACUUAGUAGUAAGUCUACUGAAAUGCAUUUUGCUGAAAUGAAGACACAAUCACUUGGUCCUGAGUAGAGGCUACCUUUGAAAAUGACCUUAAUGGCCUCUUUCUUCUCUGAACCAGAAGAUCAUCCUUGAUAAGAGACCAUAUCUUGAAGGAGUAGGUAGUUAUGAAGCCACAUGGAACAGGGUGGCUUAGAAACAUAUCCAGAGCUUUUUACUGCACAAAGCCCAAACUAGGCUAAUUAACUGAAGUGAAGGCAGGAAGAAAGUUUACAGAGUUAUGUACCUUGGCAUAUUCUUAACAAUGUGGAUAUUUUUUCAUAAAAAGGGGAUCCUAAAUCAUUUUCUACUUUUCUUUGUGUGUGUGCAAUCGGCAUGGGGCAAAUCUGACAGGAUACUAGGAUGCCACACAGAAUAAAAUCCGUAGAUAUUAUUUUUUAAAUUAUAUAUUGACAAAUUGUAUAUAUUUACAGGGUACAAAGUGAUGUCAUUUUUAAACAUAAUGUGCCAUAAUUAAAUCAAGUGAAAUAAUAUAUCCAUCAUCUCAAACAGCUCACUUUUUUUGUGAUAAGAACAUUUGAAAUUUAUUGUUUUAGUGAUAUUGAAAUAUACAGUACUGGGCCAUGUGUGGUGGCUCAUGCCUGUAAUCCUAGGACUUUGGGAGGCCGAGGUGGGCAGAUCACAUGAGGUCAGGAGUUCAAGACCAGCCUGGUCAACAUGGCGAACCCUCCUCUCUACUAAAAAUACAAAAAUUAGCCAGGCAUGGUGGCUCACGCUUGCAAUCCCUGCACUUUGGGAGGCCGAGAUGGACAGAUCAAUUGAGCUCAGGAAUUUGAGGCCAGCUGGCCAACAUGAUGAAACCCUGUCUCUACUAAAAGUACAAAAUUUAUUAGCCAGGCAUGGUGGCACAUGCAUGUAAUCCCAGCUACUUGGGAGGCUGAGGCAGGAAAAUCACUUGAACCUAGGAGGCAGAGGUUGCAGUGAGCCGAGAUCACACCACUGCACUCUAGCCUAGGCAUCAGAGUGCAACUCCAUCUC
This is a messenger RNA of Pan troglodytes (chimpanzee), 3411 nucleotides long. RefSeq names its product ubiquitin protein ligase E3D (gene UBE3D). Gene Ontology annotation, biological process: proteasome-mediated ubiquitin-dependent protein catabolic process; protein polyubiquitination; protein autoubiquitination. Bases 124 to 1290 code for a protein of 388 amino acids. The record is from RefSeq and is a predicted model, not a curated record. The transcript has 10 exons. Gene Ontology annotation, molecular function: cyclin binding; ubiquitin conjugating enzyme binding; ubiquitin protein ligase activity. Lineage: Eukaryota; Metazoa; Chordata; Mammalia; Primates; Hominidae. Gene Ontology annotation, cellular component: cytosol; ubiquitin ligase complex; nucleus.